UAUACAAUUGCUUGUGUUUUUUUUAUUAACACAGUUUAUUAUUAUUAAUUUGUGAACAUCAACAGUGUAAAUUUUGUCCUCUGUAAGCACAUUUCAUACAGGAAUGAGAAAAAGUGUUUCCUUUAACUGUUAAAGCUCAGCCAUGUACAUGCAGACAUGCACUGAUUGCUGUGAUAUUGUAAUUGGUUAGGCUAGUAUCCUUAAGAAAGUUGCACUGGCUGGUUUUAUAUCUUUUAUGUUGCUAUUUCCUAACAUGGAGUGAUGUAUAGAGUGCAAUGCAGUACGGGGCAGACAGACAUUCUGCAGGCUGAUAUGAUCUGAAUUCUUAUCUAAAGGUCAACAUGCAAGCACCAGAUGAUAUUUGUCAAGUUUUAGAUUGUCCUGAUAAUGAGGUGUUUUAACCGCAUGCUUUAUUAAUCUGUCAUAACUUUAUUGUAUAUAGAUAAGGCACAGUAUGAUUUUAUUUCAGACUUUGAACAUCUCAGGAAUCAGAUACGUUAUCUCAAAGAAGUCCUUACCAAUUUCCUUUUAAAUGUGAAUGAAAUGUAAAAUAAACUUAAGGUGUUACUGGAUUGGUGUCCUAUGUAUGUGCGUGGUCCUGGCUCAUUCCCAGUGUUCCCAGUAUAGACUCCAAUUCCAGCACAAUACUCCAGGUUCUUAAGUUUCCUCCCACCUUAGAAAUCUUUCUGAUCUAAAUCAGCUAUGGGUAUGAGUGAGUGUGUGAAAAUGUGUGUACAGUGCCCUAUGUUGGACUCGUCCAAUCUUCCAUUUGAUAGUAAUCCUCGGAUCCACCACAACCCUGAUCAGGAUCAAGCGGUUAGUGACGAUAAGUGGUUAAAUGAAUAUUGACCCUCUUGCAGUUUGUCAGAAAUGAACAAAGAUUCCACGUUUCUUUUAUUUCUAUUGACAUUGUUGUUUUUCAUUCAGUUUGGUAUAUAAAUAGUUCAUAUAACUGACACAGUGAGUUCACCAGCGGUUGUGCUUAAAACAUUGAACUUAAUUUGGUUAGAAAAGUGUAUGUUUGGUUAUAGUGAGCGAAUUGUCAAAGGCAGUCUAAAAUUCAAAUGCCUACAUUUAUACAGUUCUUUAAAUCAAUAAUCCGUUCCCUCUAUUCCACUCUCCAUCCCUCCCCUCGCUGUCAGGACUGUUCAAGCAGAAUGUGAUUGGAUUCCCGCGUUGCCAUUCACAUGCAAAGACACUCAAACAUACACACACCACACGGCAACACCCACACAGCCAGCACAUUGUACGUUUCUAAACCAUAUGGAGGGGAUUUGGUCCGUGUGCGUUUGUAUGAGGUUGAUAAGCAUAUAAAUAAUAUCAGCACAAAAGAAUAAGAAUAAUAAACGCUUGACUUUGCAUUGUGAGUGGAGCCACAUGUGCGUGGAAUCUAAAGGCUGCUCCUGGGUUGUUCUAAUGAAAGAGAGCAGUGUAUGGUGAGAUCCGCUCUGCUGCAUUUAUCUUCAGCCGUGAGUUUUUUCCGCCAAAUUUCACAGCAUGUCGGGAAUCUACGAUGAGAGUCUGGCAUAUGAAGAGACAACAGACAGUUUCUGGGAGGUGGGGAAUUAUAAGCGAACAGUAAAGCGCAUUGACGAUGGCCACCGGCUCUGCAACGACCUGAUGAGCUGCAUACAAGAGCGUGCCAAAAUAGAGAAGGCCUAUUCACAGCAGCUAACAGACUGGUCUAAGAGAUGGAGACAGCUAGUGGAAAGAGGGCCACAGUAUGGGUCAGUAGAGAGAGCCUGGAUUUCAGUGAUGAAUGAAACAGAGAAGGUAAGCGAGCUUCACCAGGACAUAAGGAACAUUCUGCUAAAUGCAGACUUGGAGAAAGUGAAAAACUGGCAGAAAGACUCCUACCACAAACAGAUCAUGGGGAGCUUUAAGGAGACCAAAGAAGCAGAGGAAGGCUUUAGAAAGGCUCAGAAACCAUGGGCCAAAAAGCUUAAAGAGGUGGAGGCUGCAAAGAAAGCAUACCAUAUUGCCUGCAAGGAGGAAAAGCUUGCCUCUAGCCGAGAAGCCAACAGCAAGGGAGAAGCAUCGUCUACCACUGCCGAGCAGCAGAAGAAGUUCCAAGAAAAGUUGGACAAAUGCAAAAGUGAAGUUCAGAAGGCCAAAGAGAAGUAUGUGAAGGCUCUGGAUGAGCUGAGAAGUUGUACGCCACAGUAUGUGGAAAACAUGGAGCUGGUGUUUGAACAGUGCCAGCAGUUUGAGGAGAAAAGACUGGCCUUCAACAGGGAGGCGUUGCUGGAUAUCAAGCGCCAUCUUAACCUCACAGAGAACCAAAGCUAUGCCACAAUUUACAGGGAGCUUGAACGAACUAUCACAUCUGCCAGUCCUCAAGAAGACCUCAGGUGGUUCAGCAGCAACCAUGGCCCAGGCAUGCACAUGAAUUGGCCACAGUUUGAGGAAUAUAACCCAGAAUUGAGCCACGCUAUAAACAAGAAAGAAAAACUGAAAAAGAACCAUGAUGUUGUUACACUCACCCAUGUCAUGACUGCUGGGGAUAAUCACUCAUCACCACAGGUUGAAAACCGUAGCAGCGUAAGCAGUUAUGAAAAGAACCAGGCAUACUCGGGAGAUUGGUCGGAUGAAGAGCAGGCAGCUGCAGAGACCAAUGGAGCCACCAACCCAUUUGAGGAGGAAAAAAGCCAAGGAGUGCGAGUCAGGGCACUUUAUGAUUAUGAAGGACAAGAACAAGAUGAGCUCAGCUUCAGAGUGAUGAACUGACUAAACUUGAAGAUGAAGACAACCAAGGCUGGUGUAAGGGACGGCUGGACAACGGUCAGCUCGGACUGUACCCAGCCAAUUACGUCGAGCCCAUUUAAGUGCCUUGUGUGGGAAAAUUGUCUUCAUUCGGGAAUGACCUAAAAAACUGUACUGCUCACUGUACAUAACCAGAGACUCCAAUGACUUUCCCUGAAACAGAACCUUAUACAUCCUAACAGUUGAAGAGAUGGAAACUUUGAAUGUACAAAAAGUAUACUGUAUCUGUUUUGUUCAUCUACACAAUAGAUUUGGGUUAUCAGAAAUGAACCAUUCCCACAUGCACUGUUAUUUUUCACAUCCCUUUGUGUCUGUAGCCUGUAUUUCUGUAAGAUAUUAAUAUAAUGCAGUCCAUGAACUCUUGCAUAGCAAAGCAUUAUGCAAUAUGUAUAUUUUAUUUGUUUUAGGUGUUGUAGUGACAGUUUUACUAUUGUUCCUAAUUUUGGCCCUGGUUUAUUAGCUACCUGGGUUAUAACAUGCAUUUACAUGUCCUUUUAUCUCUUAUUUAUUGAUUAUAGGUUUAUAUAAUGUGCGAUAUAUUUUCUGUAUGUACUGCAUAAUGUGGUCACAUAUUGUUUGGCAUGUGUUAGUGUUUUCACUUUACUUCAACCUGCAAUGCAGUCUGCAGGUUUGUAUAGCUGUGGCACUUGUUUUUAAUCAGUUUAUUUCAUGUGCAUAAGUUUGUGUUCUACGAGUGCUGUCAUUAAGUCCCACUAGACUAAGCAAAGUCUCAUAAACACUCAUGCUUUCAUAGCAAGCACUUUUUCAAUGACCAAUUUCUAGCCGUACAUUCUUUAUGGCAAAAGUGUCAUGGUAACAUCCCCACUGACAAACGAAAUAAGUGUAUCUUUAAUAUGUAGCUCUCAUUUACACAUUUUUAAAUGAAACCAACAGUACAGUCAAAACCUAAAUUAUUUUUUAUCCUUAAAACUCUUGAUAUGAGUGCCUAAUAACAUUGAAAACCAUUUUCUGCCAAUGUCCUUGUAUUAUGAAAUUUCGCACUGGUACGUAUAAAGGACAUAUGCAUAUGCCUUAGGGUAAAAUGUACUAGGUAAUACGUGAAGGUGAUACUUUAUCUUAAGGUUGGCAGUGCACCUUGCAAUGAAUAUUGCAAUUUAAAUGAUCAUUGCCAGCAGGGUUUAGUCAGUAUUAGCAAAAGUAGCACUUCUGUAAAAAUAUUCCCUUCAACACUUUAAAACCUUAUCUGUUGUGUUUGGCCAAUACUAAGGGCAUUGAGACGGGAACAUCGGCAAAAUCUGAGUGUGUUUAAGCUUAUGUAUAAUCGGGUUUACUUCUAAUGCCGGUGUGAUGACUGUUCAACUGUUUGGUUUAAAAUUAAAGCCUAAUCUCUCACGAAUUAACAGUGUGGUGUGUCUAACUUUUCUCUAGCUGGCUUUAUAGAUCACAGCAGAACAGAAAACCACCAUGUCCAAGAUCACCACUAGGGAGCACUGCUCCAAUAGCUUUUCUGGGCCUGGUGUUUACAACGUCCUGAACAGUUCUUGUCUGCUUUUCAUGCUAAUUAUAUGUCAUUAUACUGUAAUUAUAUGUAACGCAUUCAAGAAAUACAUGACAUGACAAGGUAUUUGAUUAGUGACUUAUGGAGUAAUAACUGCUAUACCAUAAAUGUAAGAUUUUUGUACAUGUCUAACUAUAUGAACUUUACUAUUUAAAACUGAAUGACAUUAA
Silurus meridionalis is the source of this 4452-nucleotide messenger RNA. RefSeq names its product protein kinase C and casein kinase substrate in neurons 1b (gene pacsin1b). The record is from RefSeq and is a predicted model, not a curated record. The coding region runs from base 1498 to 2727 and encodes 409 amino acids. Gene Ontology annotation, molecular function: protein binding; phospholipid binding. Lineage: Eukaryota; Metazoa; Chordata; Actinopteri; Siluriformes; Siluridae. The transcript is spliced from 10 exons. Gene Ontology annotation, biological process: regulation of endocytosis; positive regulation of dendrite development; cytoskeleton organization. Gene Ontology annotation, cellular component: cytoplasm; plasma membrane; endosome.